Molecule: messenger RNA, 871 nt
Organism: Perognathus longimembris pacificus (Pacific pocket mouse)
Lineage: Eukaryota; Metazoa; Chordata; Mammalia; Rodentia; Heteromyidae
Gene: Mzb1
Product: marginal zone B and B1 cell specific protein
Biological process (GO): regulation of B cell proliferation
Cellular component (GO): endoplasmic reticulum chaperone complex; extracellular region
Source: RefSeq, a predicted model, not a curated record
CGCCACUCGGCCAGUUCACGGCGUGUGAGAGCCAUCAGUCCCUGGGGUCCUUGCCCAGGUCUAACCACUCUCCUCGCCUCAUUGUUUCCCAUCUGUGAAAUGGAGCGCGGCGCUUGGAGGGCGCAGCAUGCACACGUGGCCUCUCUAGGGCAGAGGGGGGAGGGGAGGACUGCGAGGCGGGAGGUGUCGGUUCCCCAUUGGUCUGGGCCACCGGCAGUGCGCAAGCGCACAUGCACACGUGUGCCCAACCACAGCCAUGCUCACUGAGCUGACUCCGGAGACCAUGAAGCUGCCCCUGCCGCUGGUGCUGCUGUGGAGUGCCUGGGCGAUCCCAGGGGGCCUUGGGGACAGAGCCCCACUUUCAGCUACGGCCCCACAGCUAGACGAUGAGGAGAAAUACUCAGCCCACAUGCCUGCUCACAUGCGUUGCGAUGCCUGUAGAGCGGUGGCCUACCAGAUGUGGCAACAUUUGGCCAAAGCAGAGGCCAAGCUUCAUGUUCCAGACUCCAGGGGGCGGCUGGAGCUGACUGAGUCGGUUUACACAGACGUCCUGGACCAGAGCUGCUCCCAGGGCUGGCAAGACUACGGGGUCCGAGAAGUGAACCAGGUGAAACGUCUCAUGGGCCCAGGACUUGGCGAGGAGCCUCAACCAAGAAUCCACGUGGUGGUCACCGGGGGGCCCUGGCCCAGCAGGCUCUCCAAAACAUGCCUGCACUACCUGGGAGAGUUCGGAGAAGACCAGAUCUAUGAAACACACCACCAAGGCCUCGGGGCGCUGGAGGCCCUGCUGUGCGUGGGUCCCCGGGGCGUCUGCGUGGAGGAGGCGCGGGGCUCCCGGGAAGAGCCACGGGGCUCCCGGGAAGAGCUCUAG